Molecule: messenger RNA, 1791 nt
Organism: Monosiga brevicollis MX1
Lineage: Eukaryota; Choanoflagellata; Craspedida; Salpingoecidae
Exons: 6
Coding region: 1-1791 (596 amino acids)
Biological process (GO): intracellular signal transduction; peptidyl-serine phosphorylation; protein autophosphorylation
Cellular component (GO): nucleus; cytoplasm
Molecular function (GO): ATP binding; calcium/calmodulin-dependent protein kinase activity; calcium-dependent protein serine/threonine kinase activity
Source: RefSeq, a predicted model, not a curated record
AUGUCAGCCUUGGAUCGUGGCGAGAGCGGCGCCGAACAGCUGGGUACCCCAGUACCGCCUCUACCCCAAAACUCCGAGGAGGGCCGCUCACUGCGCUCCUCGGCCGAGCCCGACGUCUUCACCUUUGACAGCUUACGAGGUGCCACCGUUCUAAACCGCCUCCAGAAUGGGUCACCCCAUCGCAGCAACGGCCAGGGCAGCAACCCCGAGACCCCCACCAACAUCGACUCAUAUCCGUCCAGCUCCCAAGACGAUGCCGCCUCUUCGCGCACUGCCCGCUCCCACAAUGACUCGGUCUUGUCCCCUCACAGCUCAACCCAAUAUCCAGCCUCCUCUGCUCCUCGCGCGAUUAGCUCGCAGAACCCCACCCCAGUUUCCAGCUCCACAUCCUCCCGCGACGACCUCAAUGCAUCCACCGACAGCAACUCAGCCCUCCUCAACGUUGCUCUCCCUGACCGCAAAGCCGUCAAAAAGAAAAAGAAAAAGGUCGUCAUCAAGCAAAAGCCCAUCUCUUUUGAUGGUGAGACCUCAGCUUCCCCUCUGUACUUGACGGCUCAGCCCUACCUCACCCAUUGCCUAGUCCCGAAACCCCCCACCCCCUUUUUUUUUUGCUUGAUGCGUACCUCCUAUCCCCUCAUCCCCCUCCCACCGCUGUGCUGCUGGAUUGCUAUGGCAGAACGGUAUCGCAUGGGCCCCCAACUCGGUAAAGGCGCUUUCAGCGUCGUGAACGAGUGUUUCGAGUAUGAAACGCACAAGCGUCGUGCAGUCAAGAUUGUUUUUAAAGCCACCGAUCAAUUCGAUCGCAAGCAAGUCUUGCGGGAAAUAGACAUUGCCGUCAGAGUGGGAGCGUGUCCCAAUGUUGUGCAGUACUUUACUUAUAUUGAGGAACCUGAUCGAUUUUGUAUCGUCUACGAACACAUGGCUGGUGGUAAUCUAAUGGAAUGCAUUCGUGGCCUCUCCGCUUUUACGGAGCGCCUGGCGAGCAUGGUUAUACGCGACGUUGCUAGCGGCAUCAGCUACCUCCAUCGCAAUGGCAUUGUGCAUCGCGACAUUAAACCCCAAAACAUUCUCUGUCAACAUGAAGGCAAGGUUACCCCUGCUAAAAUUUGUGAUUUCAAUCUCGCCGCCGUCAUCGACUCUUCCAAUGGAAGCAAGCCGCUGAUGACUCCGGUCGGAACUCCAGAGUACAUGUCACCCGAGGUGGCCGACGCCAUUUUUGGCGGAGCCGCUAGCUACGAUUUUCUUUGCGACUGUUGGUCGCUGGGUGUGGUGACUUAUCUCAUUCUUUCGGGCCAGGCCCCUUUUCGAGGUCCCGCCAACUCAAACACGGCAGCUCAACUUAGAGGUCAAAUGGCAGCGCUACACACGGAGGAACUCUUGGACGCCAUCUCUGGAGGAGAAUUCAGCUUUCCUGCUUCGCAUUGGCAUCACAUCUCCAGCGGGGCCAAGGACUUUAUCACACGUCUCCUUGUUCGCGCCGAAGACCGGUUGACUGCGCGGCAAGUUUUGAUGCAUCCAUGGAUUCGUCAUGACCCCCCAGCCAUUGCUCUCAAGACGCCAGAGAUUCUGCGCGACCGGCAGCGCCGCAAUACCCUUGAUCAAUUUGCAGAUGCAGCCAAUGCAACACACCGGCGCAUGAACGUGAGCAGCGAGAGCCUGAAACUUUGCCACCCAACCAAGAGCACCAUCAGCCAGCGACGUCGGUCCUCGCGUCACGUUGUUGCUCGAGCUUUCAAUGAGAUUCGUGAGAACGAUCUUGACGAACUUGUGACGCCCAGCUUCCGGGACUGA